Messenger RNA from Synchytrium microbalum, 1296 nucleotides. RefSeq lists its product as uncharacterized. The record is from RefSeq and is a predicted model, not a curated record. Bases 1 to 1296 code for a protein of 431 amino acids. The transcript is spliced from 9 exons. NCBI's taxonomy places the organism in Eukaryota, Fungi, Chytridiomycota, Chytridiomycetes, Synchytriales, Synchytriaceae.
AUGGCUCUUGCACCCGACUGGAUUAUUAUUGGGAAAGGCUCUUCAGCUCGUGGUGAAUUCCUCGAUGAACUAUUCGCAUACCAGACACAAAAGGUCCUGAAAGUGCGUGAUCGACGUCUCGGAAUCUUGAAUCUGUUAUUCAAGAUUGGGAUUACAGUCUAUGUGUUCUGGAACUUGAUUACUUCUGGUUUGUAUCUGAUCAAAACGAAUCCAAUCGGAGGAGCUGUGAGGUUCAAUCUUGCUGCUCCACUCAAUAUCAGUACAUAUCCGACGCCGAGCUAUUGUAAUGCUUCCAGUAGUUCUACUAAUAUUAAUUAUACGACUAAUGGCUGCUUAUGGUGGACACCAGAACAAAUCGCAAUAUACGAAGAAUCCGCAAUCUUCGUCACCACCAAAGUCACAAUGUACACCACACCUCCUCCGCCAGCUGGUUGCAACUACCUCCAACCAUCAUCCAUCGCAUGCAUGCCACCACGACCGAGUUCGCUCACUUUCAAGUCCUACUAUAUCGCAUAUGCCGAGAAUCAUACCCUCCAAAUCGACCAUAGUGUGCGUGGGAUUAUUAACGGGAACUUAAUUAUGCAGGCUACUGUUCCCACUCAUCAGGGAUCCUCGUGGAUUCAAGCCAUGACUGGGAAAUUGGUUGCUGGAUGUAACACUGAUGGGAAGGUGCUGCUGACUUUUGAUAUUAAUUCAAGGUUUCUGUUGUGGAAUUAUAUGACAAAUCGAUGGACUGGUGAUUCCAUUCCGAUCUCAACACUACUAGACGGAUGCAACUGCACGGGUGUCCCGUUACUCCUGGACGCAAACAACACCAUGAUCAGCGGAAGUUACGGAGAGCCUCUACGAUCAACUGGAGUCAUUAUUUCAAUGCCUAUUGUCUACACAAACCCAACAUACACCAUGUCGACCGAAAUCGACUAUUCGUACAUUCCGGCUGCUGUUGAUGGAGAACAGUUUUCGAUCAUGCAGACACAGUAUAAUACUUCCGAUGGCAGUAUUACGUAUAUUGAGCGGAAUGGGAUUAAGAUUUUCGUUGCUCAGGGCGGUGAGAUUGGACAAUUUUCGUUCUUACAAACACUCAGUGCUCUAGUCGGAGGAACCGCAUUGCUGAGUGUAGCGCAGAUAUUGGUUGAAUUCAUCAUGACUAGAAUCCUACCAGAACGCAAACUUUACGAAGAGGCCAAAGUCACGAAUACCGACCAAUUCAAAGAAAUUAGACUGAAGCGAAAGGAAAUCAGGGAACAAGAACCGAUAGCUCAUCGAACUCUGAUUUUGGGAGAAAUGCAUGAUUGA